UUUACAGAUUUUCUUUCUCUAUUUUUCUUUGCUGAUGGAUCGUGAGGCUCGUAGAAGCAACAUGACACGAAGAUAGGCUCGAAAGGCCCACCUGAUAAACAUUUACAAGGACUUUGAAUCAGCGCAUCCUUAAAAUCCUGUCAAUUAUUGUUGAGCCUGCUGAUGUUGGUGCCACAUUUGAAACGUGAGCACACGUCCACAUCAGCAGGACCUUCUCAUUUGACACCAUCUUUUUACGAGCCUGGUCUCAUCACGAGUUGGGCUUUCUUCUCGUCAUCCUGCUCGGUUUGUAGGUGGCAUGUGGAAUCAUCAGGCUUCUUGUGCAAGGCGGAGGAAAUGCUGCUUCACUGUUUGGAUUCACAUUGAUCCCACGUCCUUGGCCUUGGCUCACCUGAAGGACAAGAUGGACGAUGAAGAUUUGGAGAAAAACAAGCAGGUCUUUAGCACUAAAGGGACGGUCAAUGGCGUCCACUGCCCAACUUCCUCUGCAGUCCCCGGUCCAAAGCUCCCCACGGCUUUGGAGCACCAAGCUAAACCUUCGCUGUUUGGGAAGUACCAGCAGAGCCUGCAGACCCUCAAACCUUUCCGCUGGACUUCAUCACAGCCACACCCUAUGGAUAAUGCAGGGUUCCUGUCCUUCACGUCCUUUGGAUGGAUGACCUCCAUGAUGUGGGCCAUGUUCCGGAACCGGCUGGACAUGGGCUCUCUCAACCUGUCUCCUUUAGACGAGGCCGGGAACAGCACGGAAAGGCUGCAAAGGCUCUGGGAGGAGGAAGUUGCCAAGUUGGGUUGGGAAAAGGCCUCUUUGAGGCGGGUGAUUCUUCGCUUCCAAAGAACCAGGCUGAUUGUCUCCAUCAUUGUUGGCGUUCUUGCCAUGGUGGCAGCCUUUUUGGGGCCGGCUCUUCUGGUCUACCUGCUUCUGGACUACAUCGCCAACCCCUCCGAGUCCAGCCGGUUGCACGGCAUCGGCCUUUGCUUUGCCUUGUUCACCUCUGAGUUCUUCAAGGGCUUCCUCAUCUCGCUGCUGUGGGCCAUCAACCUGCGCACCGCCAUCCGACUGAAGGGCGCCUUCAGCGCGCUGGGCUACCAGAAGGUCAUCUCGCUGCGGGUGCACAGCGGCAUCUCCAUGGGCGAGAUAAUUAACGUUCUGACAAGCGACGGCCACAGGCUGUUUGAAGCCGUCCUGUUCGGGAGCUUCGUGAUCUCCUCCCCAGUGCUCUUUUUCGUGUGUAUCAUCUACGCCUGCUACAUCCUGGGCUUGACGGCGCUGAUGGGGGUCGGCACCUACCUCGUCUUCAUCCCCGUCCAGUUCGUCCUGGCCAAGAUGAUCAACAGGUUCCGCCACAAAGCCAUUUUGAUGACGGACAGUCGCGUUCGCACGAUGAACGAGGUCCUGAACAGCGUCAAGCUCAUCAAGAUGUACGCCUGGGAGGACUCCUUUGAGAAGAACAUCGCAGAGAUGAGGGAAAGGGAGAAGAAACAUCUGCGGAUGGCCAGUUACAUCCAGAACACCAACACCAGCAUCACCAGCAUCAUCCCGACCCUGGCCACCAUACUCACCUUCAUGGUGCACACCUUGUUGGGCUUAAAUCUCCACACCACGGAAGCCUUCACCACCAUCGCCAUCUUCAACGCCAUGCGCUUCUGCCUGGCUCUGAUGCCUUUGUCUGUGAAGGCGCUAGCCGAGGCCAGCGUGUCCAUCGCACGUCUCAAGAAAAUAUUGCAGAUCCAGAAUCCAGAUCCCUAUUUGACGCACAGGAACAACAGCGACUGCGCCAUCGUGAUGGACAACGCUACUUUGUCCUGGAACACGCCAGGCAGCCACAGCGCCCCCCGUCCCUCCGUGGACAAUAGGGGGAUUGCAACAGCCAAUGGCGGCACGUCAGACAAAGUGAAUGCAGCGUCCCAAGAUGGAGAGUGUGACUUCCUGCCAACCUUGAGGAACAUCUCCUUCACGCUUCCCAAGGGCAACUUGCUGGGCGUCUGCGGCAAUGUGGGAAGUGGGAAGUCCUCGCUGAUUUCCGGCAUUUUGGAGCAGAUGCAUCUUCUCCAGGGCUCCGUCACGGCCGACGGGACGUUCGCCUACGUUUCCCAGCAGGCGUGGAUCUUCCACGGCACCGUGCAAGACAACAUCCUGAUGGGCGGGCGUCUGGACAGGGCCAGAUACGACAGAGUUCUGGACGUGUGCAGCCUCCGAGCGGACCUGAAAAUUCUCCCACACGGUGACCAGACUGAGAUAGGCGAGCGUGGACUGAACCUCUCAGGAGGUCAGAAGCAGAGGAUCAGCCUGGCCCGAGCGGUCUACUCCAGCAAGGACAUCUUCCUGCUGGACGAUCCUCUCUCGGCCGUGGACGCCCACGUGGGCAAACACAUCUUUGAGGAGUGCAUCAAGCGCCAGCUGCUGGGAAAGUCCGUCAUAUUGGUCACGCACCAGCUCCAGUAUUUGGAGUUCUGUGACGACAUCCUGGUUCUGGAGAACGGGGAGGUCCUGGAGUCAGGGAACCAUCAGGCUCUGAUGAAGGCCAAUGGACGCUACGCUCAGCUCAUCAGCGGCUACCAGGCAGAACGGUCCAAGACUCAGACAGAAGAGGAGGAGGCUCCGCCCCAGCAUGCCGCAGAGGAGAUGAGGGAAGUGGAGCUGAGACAUCGUUCAAACAGUGGCAUCGUCAACCAAGCCUUCGACAUAGCAGACGAAGACGAGAUGGGAGUCAUAACCAGCACAAAAGCAUCUGAGGGUGCUGACCAGCUGGUCAGCCAGGAGUCCUCCACAGAAGGUGCCGUCUCCUGGAGAACCUACCGGCACUACUGCAAGGCAGCGGGAGGUUACAUCAUCAUCUUGAUCACCUUGCUGAACGUGGUGGUGAUGAUCGGAUCCACGGCCUUCUGCAACUGGUGGCUCAGUCACUGGCUGGGCCAAGGGGACGGGUCGCCCAACAGGACCACAUCAGACCAGGGAGACAUCUCCAAGAACCCGGACCUACACUUCUACCAGCUGGUGUACGGCAUGAUGGUGGUCGUCAUGGUGACGCUGGCCGUCAUCAAAUGCUUCGUCUACACUCACGUCACCUUGAAGGCCGCCUGCACGUUCCACGACACCAUGUUGAAGAAGGUCAUGGCCAGCCCCAUGAGCUUCUUUGACACCACGCCGACAGGACGCAUCCUCAAUCGCUUUUCCAAAGAUCAGGAGGAGCUGGACAAUGUCCUCCCCCUCCACAUGGACCCCUUCUUGCAGUUCGCUCUGCUGGUCGCCUGCACCGUCAUCAUCGUCUCCACCGUCUUCCCCCCCAUGCUGAUCGCCGUGCUCAUCAUGGGACUGUUGUUCACCCUCAUGCUCUUCAUUUUCCAGAGGAGCAUUCGCCAGAUGAAGAAGAUGGAGAACAUCAGUCGCUCCCCGUGCAUCUCCCUCACCACCUCCACCCUGCAAGGCCUCAGCACCAUCCACGCCUUCAACAUGAGAGACGACCACAUCAGGCUCUUCAAGUCCCUGAACGACAUCAACUCCCACCACUUCCUGCUCUUCAACUCCGGGACACGCUGGCUCGCCUUCCGGCUGGACAUCAUGGCGGCAUCCCUGACUUUGUUGGUGUCUCUCUUUGUGGUCCUCACCAGCAACGAGCACAUCAGUCCAGCGCUGAAGGGGCUGGCCUUGUCCUACACCAUCCAGCUGACGGGUAUGUUGCAGUAUGUGGUGAGACAGGCCACAGAGGUGGAGGCCAGGUUCAACUCGGUGGAGAGGCUUCAGGAAUACAUCACGGGUUGCACGUCUGAGGCUCCCAGACACAGAAAAGACGCUGACAUCCCAGAGGACUGGCCCAAAGAUGGGGCCAUCGCCUUCCAGGACUACAAGAUGAGGUACAGACAGAACACGCCCAUCGUCCUCAAUGGGCUGGACUUCCUCAUCCAAGCCGGAGAGAAGCUGGGCAUCGUGGGAAGGACGGGUUCUGGGAAGUCCUCUUUAGGGGUGGCGCUGUUCAGGCUGGUGGAGCCAGCAGCAGGCAGCAUUCUGAUAGAUGGAGUGGACAUCUCAGCCAUCGGCCUGCAGGAUCUACGCAGCAAACUGUCCAUCAUCCCUCAGGACCCCGUGCUUUUCAUCGGCACAGUCAGGUACAACCUGGACCCCUUUAACAACCACACCGACCAGGACAUCUGGGCAGCACUGGAGAGGACCUACAUGAAGGACUUGAUCUCCAGACUGGAGGGACAGCUUGAGGCGCAGGUGUUUGAGAAUGGAGAGAACUUCUCUGUCGGAGAGCGGCAGUUGAUGUGCAUGGCUAGAGCGCUGCUCCGCAACUCCAAGAUCAUUCUCCUGGACGAGGCCACGGCAUCCAUCGAUGCCGAGACGGACGCCCUGAUCCAGACCACCAUCAAAGACGCCUUUCAGGACUGCACCGUGCUCACCAUCGCCCACCGCAUCAACACAGUCAUGCACGCCGACCGCAUCCUGGUCAUGGACAACGGAAAGGUGGCAGAGCUGGACAAUCCAGACGUGCUGUCCAAAAGGCCCGACUCGCUGUUCUCUUCACUGCUGGCGGCCACGAACACCGUGAGCGCGUCAGACACACUUUGAUGUGCGCCAACGUGCCAGCACUCAUCCUCUGUGACUUUACAUGCAGUGGUCAAAGCAUUAGGUACACCUGCACCGUCCAAUCAGAGCCACCAGCAGUCAUGAUUGUGGUUUAUUGUGCGUGAAACGAAUGCACAGUGCAAGUAUUUUAUAGUGGAUGUAUUGGGGGCUUUUACGGGAUGUGUUUAUGACUGGGAUGCAUUUGGAAGGCGGGUCCUGGGGGGGCUGGCCCCUCCACCGACUGGAAGUGAAAGUAGAAGGAGAGCUAGGAGAAGCCUUCCGCUUUGCUCUCAAUGGGUGUGUCUCUUUUGCCAUUUUUGGCCACGUGAUGGCGCCAUAGGUCCUCAUUUGAGUGUUUUUUUUUUUUUCAUCUCAUCCACUUGAAAGAAAUAAUCCACCACCUUUUUGAGCCUGGAAUUGAUACACGCUGGACACCUUUGAUUCUGAGGUGACGUCUGAGGCUCAUAAAUUGUUUUAUUUUGUUAUAAUGUGAAAUAAAUAUCAUUUCCAAAACGUA
Dunckerocampus dactyliophorus (ringed pipefish) is the source of this 5081-nucleotide messenger RNA. It is a transcript of the gene abcc12, whose product is annotated as ATP-binding cassette, sub-family C (CFTR/MRP), member 12. Gene Ontology annotation, molecular function: ATP binding; ABC-type transporter activity; ATP hydrolysis activity. Gene Ontology annotation, biological process: transmembrane transport. Gene Ontology annotation, cellular component: membrane. The record is from RefSeq and is a predicted model, not a curated record. The transcript is spliced from 32 exons. NCBI's taxonomy places the organism in Eukaryota, Metazoa, Chordata, Actinopteri, Syngnathiformes, Syngnathidae. The coding region runs from base 299 to 4567 and encodes 1422 amino acids.